ACAGCUGCUUUUUGUUGAAGCAAAUUGUAAUUAUUUUAAAAUAUCAAAUUUUCUUUUAGUAAAUACCGAAAAAGCUUAAAAAUAAAUAAUAAUGGAUCCCGCACUGCUUCGGGAACGCGAGGCGUUCAAAAAACGGGCGAUGGCUACGCCAACCGUUGAGAAGAAAACCAGAACGGAAAGAGCGCCGCCACCGCCGAGCAGAGAUGAUUCCCAAAAGAAAAUGCGCCCUCCAACGGCACCCAAGCUUGAUGCUUCUACAUACAAAACCAUGUCUGGCAGUUCCCAAUAUCGUUUUGGAGUCUUGGCCAAAAUAGUGAAAUUUAUGCGCACCCGCCAUCAGGAUGGCGAUGAUCAUCCAUUGAGUAUUGAAGAGAUCCUUGAUGAAACCAACCAGCUAGAUAUAGGCCAAUCGGUGAAGAAUUGGUUGGCUGGUGAAGCGCUUAGCAAUAAUCCCAAAAUAGAUGUCACUCCGGAUGGACAAAAGUUCAGCUUCAAACCCGUUUACAAAAUCAAAGACGGCAAGACUCUGAUGCGAUUGCUGAAGCAGCACGACUUAAAGGGUCUUGGCGGCAUUUUACUAGAGGAUGUGCAAGAAUCGCUGCCACAUUGCGAAAAGGUUUUAAAAAAUCGCGCUGCUGAAAUAUUGUUCAUUGUCCGACCCAUUGACAAAAAGAAGAUACUCUUCUACAAUGACAGAACCGCCAAUUUUGCCGUGGACGACGAGUUUCAGAAGCUUUGGCGUUCCGCAACAGUCGAUGCAAUGGAUGAUGCCAAAAUCGAUGAAUACCUCGAGAAACAAGGUAUUCGUUCGAUGCAAGACCAUGGCCUUAAGAAACCCGUGCCGAAGCGUAAGAAGGCGGCGAACAAAAAGCGACAGUUCAAGAAGCCGAGAGAUAACGAGCAUUUGGCUGACGUGCUAGAGACUUAUGAGGAUAACACCUUAACGCAGAAGGGCGCAAAUCCCACAUAGUGUAGAAUAGCUAAUAAAGAUAAUGUAAUCGUUAAGAACCCAAUAGAAAUAUAAACUAAUGUUCUAUGCAUAUUUCCGGUAGGUCGAUGACCUUGCAUA
This is a messenger RNA of Drosophila albomicans, 1069 nucleotides long. It is a transcript of the gene TfIIEbeta, whose product is annotated as general transcription factor IIE subunit 2. The record is from RefSeq and is a predicted model, not a curated record. Gene Ontology annotation, biological process: transcription initiation at RNA polymerase II promoter. The coding region runs from base 92 to 970 and encodes 292 amino acids. The transcript has 6 exons. NCBI's taxonomy places the organism in Eukaryota, Metazoa, Arthropoda, Insecta, Diptera, Drosophilidae. Gene Ontology annotation, cellular component: transcription factor TFIIE complex.